Messenger RNA from Drosophila willistoni, 3507 nucleotides. RefSeq lists its product as uncharacterized. The coding region runs from base 106 to 2460 and encodes 784 amino acids. The transcript has 13 exons. The record is from RefSeq and is a predicted model, not a curated record. NCBI's taxonomy places the organism in Eukaryota, Metazoa, Arthropoda, Insecta, Diptera, Drosophilidae.
CCAACGGCGAAAAUACUUGAAAAUUAAAUGCAAAACAUAAACAAUAUUUUCAAAGUUGAACGCUUAGAUCUCACAACUACAACAUAAAAAUCUCUUUUUUCGAAAAUGAUGGACAGAACAGAAUCUAGCAACAAAAUGUUGUUCUCCCGCCAGUGCCUUUCCUCUACUGCUACUACUACUACCACUCCCCGCUCAUCAUCAUCAUCAUCCUCAUCAUUCACAUUAUCCACAAGAAUGCAUAGUCGAGUGCGGCAUUUAACCUGCCCCUCCAACAAAUUCUUUGGCAACUGGCAGCUUAGCCUCUUGGCAUUGAUGAUUGCCAGCGGCUCUUUAAUGCUCAAUACACCAACAAUUGCGGCUUUCGAUAUUGCUACAUGCAAUGUGCCUUUAGGCAUGGAAUCGGGAGCAAUAACUGAUGCUCAAAUCACAGCCAGCUCAGCCCAUGACACAGGCUUCGUUGGGCCCCAACAUGCAAGACUGAAAACUGAUAAUAAUGGCGGUGCCUGGUGCCCCAAACACAUGGUCUCGAAUGCAUUGAAGGAAUAUCUGCAAAUUGACUUGCUGCAAACGCAUGUGAUUACCGCCAUAAGGACACAGGGACGUUUUGGCAAGGGUCAGGGUCAGGAAUAUACCGAAUUCUAUGUCUUGGAAUAUUGGCGUCCGGGUUUCGAUAAAUGGCAACGCUGGAAGAACACCCAAGGCAAAGAGAUUCUAUCGGGCAAUAUCAACACUUACAGUGAGGUGGAGAAUGCCUUGCAGCCCAUAAUAUUUGCCUCAAAGAUACGCAUUUAUCCAUAUGGUCAAUACGAUCGUACUGUCUGUCUGCGGGCCGAAAUCGUCGGUUGUCCAUGGCAAGAGGGCAUUGUUUCAUACAGUAUACCAAAGGGCGUGCAACGUGGCAUGGAAGUGGAUUUAUCGGACAAAACUUACGAUGGCAAUGAGCAGGGCGAUCGUUAUGUGGAUGGUUUGGGUCAAUUGGUGGAUGGACAAAAGGGCAAGGAUAAUUUCCGUACCGAUAUUCAUGGAUUUGGUAAAGGUUAUGAAUGGAUUGGCUGGCGGAAUGAUACACCCGGUCUGAUGGGUAAACCGGUUGAAAUUGCCUUUGAAUUUGAUACGGUUCGCAAUUUUAGUGCCGUUGUCUUACACACAAACAAUAUGUUCGCCAAAGAUGUUCAGGUCUUUGUGCAUGCUAAAGUCUUCUUUAGCAUUGGCGGACGAUAUUUCUCUGGUGAACCUGUGCAAUUCUCAUAUAUGCCCGAUACCAUAAUGGAUCAUGCCAGAGAUGUAACCAUCAAGCUACAUCAUCGUGUUGGCAAAUAUCUGAAAAUCAAUUUGUAUUUCGCUGUCAAAUGGAUAAUGUUAUCUGAGAUCAGUUUUAUAUCCGUGCCUGCCAUGGGAAAUUUCACAGACGAACAGGAGCAGAGAAGUAAUUCACCCAGCCAGGCAUUGGAUACACGCGAAUAUCCUUUGCAGAGCAACGACUAUCAGCACAAUCAUAAUAACAAAAACAAAUUGAAUGGUCCUGGCCAAGGUGGAAGUGGUCCUGGUGGCGCCAAUGGAGCGCCAUCAUCUGGUGGUAGCGAUUCUCACAAUAACAACAACUACAACAAUGGACCACAAUUAAUUGCGCCACGCCCCAUUGAUCAGGAGCCGAACAAUGCGAAUUUCAUUGGUGUUGUUAUUGUUGUUCUAACAACGAUAAUUAUCCUUUUGGUGGCCAUCAUUCUGUUUAUUGUAUCGCGCACGAAACGGGCCCGCGGCAGCAAUGUCCUGGAUGCAUUCCAAUACAGCUUCAAUCCCAAUACAUUGGGCGGCAAUGUGGAUAAGCAUCGUCCGAAUGGCAAUAGCAUUAAGGCCAGCGUUGAUGACAAUGAUUCCAUUGGCAAGAACAGUCUCUACCACGAGCCCUUUAAUGUGAAUAUGUAUACAAGCGGUGUGAAUGGUUACGCAGCGGUUAAUGAUUUACAAUGUAAUAUGACGCCAGACUAUACAGAUGUGCCCGAAGGUGGCUAUGCGGUGCCCCAUAUGCAGGACUACAUGCCGUCAACGAAAAUGGCAAAUGCCUCCGGCGUCGGCGGCGGCGGCGGUUAUGUGAAUGUGCGUCGCACACCACCGCCACCGCUGAGCAGCAUAUUCCCCAGGCCGCCGACAGUGCCGCCGCCGCCCAUGGAGAAAUAUUAUGCCACCACGGCCAUAUUUAAGCCCAUCAAGGGAGCCGGCUCAUCUGUGAGUGGUGGCAGCAACACGAACACGGUUAGCAGUGGCGGCGGCAAGAGCAAUCACAGCCAGGAGCACAAUGGCAUCUAUGAUGAUGGCAUGGGCACAAUGAAUUCCCAAUCCACCGCCCCCAUGAUCAAUCCGUAUAGCAGCAAUGGCGGUGGCAAUAGUGCUGCUGCGGCUGCCGCUGAAUUCCAACGCGCCCGAACCUACAAUUUCCGCAGUUAUCCUGAUAAUCUCUAGUUCGAAGCUUCACUAAAGUUGGCAACGGCGGGGGCUAUGGGCGGAACAGCUGAUCCAGCUACCAGUAAACGUUCCACCACCAGCAGCACCCUCACCAACAAUACAUCCUCCUCCAUAGUCGCCAACUCCUCAUCUAGCACCACCAUGCCCAAGAAGCCGCAACAUUUGAGUCUCGCCAAUAACAGCAGCAGCAGCAGUAAUACUCUGGCAUCUGGCAAACCCAAAUACAGUCUUACUCUGCACAAUAAUAAAUAUGCUGCUAACAAGAAUGCAACAGCAACGGCAACCACAACUCGAGACAAUCAUCAGCAGAGGCAACAUCUGAAGGCACUGCGUCUAACCAACAGAGAUGUAGUCAUGGGCACUGCAGAAUUGGCCAACUCAGACUAUAAACGGCCCACUUUAACGACAGGUCUCUCGCCCACAGAUGAGGUGAGCAUACAUCUAAAUCGAAAUACCAGCACAAUGGGCCAAGUCAGCAAGUCCUCGGCCAUUGCUAAUGGUGAAGCUUCAACUAAUAUCAGAGGAAUAUCGGGAAAUCUAACAAAACUAAAUGGAAAUGGUUUGGCAAAUGGAAUGACGACGACGAAUAAUAGUGUUAUUAGUACACAAAACAACAGGCUGUGGUAUCAUUGAUGAAAACCCCAUAUUGAAUGGAUUUGAGCGCUGAAACUCUACACGGACAUACAAAAAUUAAAUUAGCAAAGCAAAAGUUAAGUACAGAAACUUUACUCUUUUCCUCUACAGAGGAAUCGAGUGUCUUUGCUUUAACCAAUUAAGCCCACUGAACAGAAAGUAAACCCCAAAAAAAUGGACGCCUACAAAACGCUAAACAGAGCCGACAAAAUAUGCCAACGAAAUACGAAAAACAAAACAAGAAAAAAUAAUGAAAAUAAAAUUAACGAGACACCCUGUAAAUAGUCUAUCACACAAUGAAAAGGUAGUGAAAAGAAUGCAAAUAAAAAUUAAUAAAUUACGAUAGACAAAGCGAGCUGAAUUUAAAGAUAAAUCGAAUAAAAUGAGCACUAGAAAAAGAAAAGUUAAAAA